Molecule: messenger RNA, 246 nt
Organism: Entrophospora sp. SA101
Lineage: Eukaryota; Fungi; Glomeromycota; Glomeromycetes; Entrophosporales; Entrophosporaceae
Source: the annotation of a GenBank genome assembly
AUGCAUUUACUUGAUGAAAAUUUCAAUAACAAUAAUGUUAGCGGUAAUAGUAAUAAGAAUAAAUCUCCAAUUAAUUAUAUUUCAAAACAAUUAGCCAUAUUAAAAACACCAUGGCAUGAUACAACCGGAAAUACGAAAUGGAAUGGGCAAAGAUAUUAUAGAAAAGCUAAUGAGUAUGAUGAUAAUAUUGAGCUGAUUGGCAAAGCAAAAUUCAUAAAAGAUGAUUUUGAUUUGCAUCCUUCUUAG